AUGGAGCCCUUCUCGUCUCGUCUACCGGCCGAUCCGCUUCACCACUUCCUCAUGCUGCGGUCCCAGUUACCAGAUUCUGAUAUGGACUAUGAGAGGCCCAACGUUGAAACCAUCAAGUGUGUGGUGGUGGGAGACAAUGCCGUUGGGAAGACCCGCCUUAUCUGUGCCCGGGCCUGCAAUGCCACGCUCACUCAGUACCAGUUACUUGCAACACAUGUGCCCACAGUGUGGGCAAUAGACCAGUACAGAGUGUGCCAGGAGGUACUAGAGCGCUCCAGGGAUGUUGUGGAUGAUGUCAGUGUGUCCCUUCGCCUCUGGGAUACAUUUGGAGACCAUCAUAAGGACCGGCGUUUUGCAUAUGGCAGGUCUGAUGUGGUGGUGCUGUGUUUCUCCAUUGCCAACCCCAACUCUCUUUACCACGUCAAGACCAUGUGGUACCCUGAAAUCAAGCACUUCUGCCCCCGUGCUCCGGUCAUCUUGGUGGGCUGUCAGCUGGACCUGCGCUAUGCAGAUUUGGAGGCAGUCAACAGGGCUCGAAGGCCCUUAGCAAGACCCAUUAAAUCCAACGAGAUCCUGCCUCCAGAGAGAGGCCGUGAGGUGGCCAAGGAGUUGGGGGUGCCGUACUAUGAGACGAGUGUCGUAGCUCAGUUUGGAGUUAAGGACGUCUUCGAUAAUGCUAUUCGAGCUGCACUAAUUUCACGACGCCACCUACAGUUUUGGAAAUCUCACUUACGAAAUGUUCAGCGCCCCCUCCUUCAGGCCCCCUUCUUGCCCCCCAAACCUCCCCCACCAAUAAUCACUGUACCCCCUCCCCCAACCACCACAGAGGAGCAUCCAGGACGUCUUCUGGAGGACCCGCAUUGUGCUGAUGUCAUCCUGGUCCUACAGGAGCGACAGAAAAUCUUUGCGCACAAGAUAUACUUGGCUACAUCCUCUUCCAAGUUCUAUGACCUCUUUAUCAUGGAGACGCAACCUGAGGAGAACGAGAGGCCACCACGCGGUCUCUCCGGCCGAGAGCUGCUGAUGCGUGCUGCCAGUUUUGAUGUAUGUGAGAGUAGUGAUGAUGGGGACAGAGCCAACCUACGGGCUUGCACUAGCGAUGGCACCCUGAGGGACACUGAAGGGAGCCGGCGGGGUAGAUUGCUUGCCUCGUGGAGCAGAGCCUUUGUCAGCAUCCAGGAGGAGUUGGUGGAUGACCCGGUGACCUACAGCCCCAGGCCCAUGACCGUAGUGCACAUGGACCAGUCCAUGCAGCUUGGUCCGUUUCGUGCGGUGCUUCGUUACCUGUACACAGGCCAGCUGGACGAGCACGAAAAGGAGCUGAUGCACAUUGCACACAUCGCUGAGCUGCUGGAGGUCUUUGACCUGAGGAUGAUGGUGGCAAACAUACUGAACAAUGAAGCCUUCAUGAAUCAGGAGAUCACCAAAGCCUUCCAUGUACGGCGCACCAACAGAGUCAAAGAGUGCUUGGCCAAAGGCACCUUCUCUGAUGUAGUGUUCAAGCUAGACGAUGGGACGAUCAUGGCCCAUAAGCCCUUACUCAUUUCGAGUUGUGACUGGAUGGCAGCUAUGUUUGGCGGUCCUUUCGUGGAGAGCUGCACCAAAGAGGUGCUGUUCCCCAAUACGACUCGCAGCUGUAUGAGAGCUGUGCUGGAAUAUCUCUAUACCGGGCGGUUCUGUUCCCGACCUGACCUAGAUGCAAUGGAGCUCAUUGUUCUUGCAAACCGUCUUUGCCUCCCCCACUUGGUUGCACUGACAGAACUGUACACGGUAACGGUGUUGAUGGAGGCGGCAAUGAUGGGGACCGAUAUCGACGGAGACGUUCUGGCGUACCUGGAUAUGGCCCAGUUCCACUGUGCCCAGCAGCUCACUGGGUGGUGCCUUCACCACAUCUGCACCAACUAUAACAGCGUAUGCCGCAAAUUUCCCCGAGACAUGAAGGCCAAGUCUGCAGAGAACCAGGAGUAUUUCGAAAAGCACCGCUGGCCGCCGGUGUGGUACCUGAAGGAGGAUGACCACUACCAAAGAGCACGCAAAGAGCGCGACAAGGAAGACUACCUGUACCAGAGACGACAGUGUAAACGCAAGUGGUUGUUCUGGAACCUUCCUUCCUCCCCCUCCUCCAACUCUCCUUCUUCUGGCUCGUCCGCGGUCAUCUGA
This is a messenger RNA of Lampris incognitus (smalleye Pacific opah), 2160 nucleotides long. RefSeq names its product rho-related BTB domain-containing protein 2-like. Gene Ontology annotation, biological process: small GTPase-mediated signal transduction. The transcript is spliced from 10 exons. Gene Ontology annotation, molecular function: GTPase activity; GTP binding; protein binding. Bases 1 to 2160 code for a protein of 719 amino acids. NCBI's taxonomy places the organism in Eukaryota, Metazoa, Chordata, Actinopteri, Lampriformes, Lampridae. The record is from RefSeq and is a predicted model, not a curated record.